AUGGUGCUGGCAAUUUGGGUAAUGACAUUUGUAGUUGGUCCGCUUCUAGCAAUUUUUUAUAAAUCCAGUGCUAGACCUUUCGUGCAAUACAAAGAGAGAAACGUAGUAAGCGUGGGAUCUAACAGCGAGCUUCGAAUCCUUGCAUGUGCUCACAACUCACGCAAUGUGCCAGGCAUUAUCAACCUCCUCGAGGCUUCUAAUCCAACCAAUAAAUCCCCUCUUCAUGUUCUUGCUGUCCACCUUGUCGAACUAACGGGGCAUACUUCGGCGAUGUUGGUAGUGCACGAUGCUUGUAAGACCAAUGAUGUACAUUCUCCCGACAACUCGUCCCCCUCAAAUGCCUUUGAAGCAUAUGCCCAACAGAGAGAAUGUGUCACGAUGCAAACACUCACGGCGGUGUCUCAAUACUCCACGAUGCACCAGGACAUAUGCAACCUGGCUGAGGAGAAUCGCGUCGCCAUAAUAAUCAUCCCGUUCCACGAUAAAUCCACCACAUUGGUUGGAGGAGUGGCACCAGAUGCAAACAACUCACAUCUAAAGAGCCUCAACAACAACUUGAUCGCAAAUGCUCGGUGCUCUGUGGGUGUUUUUGUGGAUCGAGGCCUCGGUGCAUCCAACUACUCUUACCGUCGAUGCUGCUAUUCCAUGCUCUUCUUUGGAGGGGUAGAUGACCGUGAGGCAUUAGCGUAUGCGGGUCGCAUGGCUGGACAUCCUAGGACUAGCCUAACAGUCAUAUCGUUUAACAUCAUGAGUAAAAAUGCAGCAAACUUGUACUCUGAGGAUGAUCAUGGUGACGACGACGACGACGACGAUGAAGAUGGUACUGGUGGAAUUCUGAAGGCCAUGGCAAGCACUGGGAGGGAAAAAAAACUGGAUGAGUUGUACUUGGAUGAGUUUAGGCUGAUGUCAAUGAAUGAUGCCUCCAUAAAACUUUUAGAGAAGUCGGUGACUAGGUGGGAACAAAUUCUCUCACUAAUAAGCUCAAUGGAAGGUGAGUAUGAUAUGUACAUAGUAGGAAGAAGGCAUGGAAAAAUAUCAGAGGUCACCACGACGUUACUCGAUGGCAUCGACUUCAAUGACCUUGGAUUUCUUGGAGAUGCAUUGGUAUCUUCAAACUUUAUAGCCAGUACAUCCGUUCUAGUUGUGCAACAAGGUCGCCUUUUGGAUUAUUAUUCUUGA
Messenger RNA from Pyrus x bretschneideri (Chinese white pear), 1179 nucleotides. RefSeq names its product cation/H(+) antiporter 15-like. Bases 1 to 1179 code for a protein of 392 amino acids. Gene Ontology annotation, biological process: regulation of pH. Gene Ontology annotation, cellular component: endomembrane system. The transcript has a single exon. The record is from RefSeq and is a predicted model, not a curated record. Lineage: Eukaryota; Viridiplantae; Streptophyta; Magnoliopsida; Rosales; Rosaceae.